Molecule: messenger RNA, 2933 nt
Organism: Anguilla anguilla (European eel)
Lineage: Eukaryota; Metazoa; Chordata; Actinopteri; Anguilliformes; Anguillidae
Gene: itgb5
Product: integrin, beta 5
Exons: 15
Coding region: 502-2910 (802 amino acids)
Biological process (GO): cell-matrix adhesion; cell adhesion mediated by integrin; cell migration
Cellular component (GO): focal adhesion; cell surface; integrin complex
Molecular function (GO): integrin binding
Source: RefSeq, a predicted model, not a curated record
CUUUGGAUACCGACCGUGCGCUUUCUGGACGUAACUUCGGCGGAGAGGAACGGAGAUUGGAGUUUGGAAAACAAAUCCUGGAAAUCAGAUUUCAGACACAUUCUGGACGCCUGCUUUGCGGUAAACUACUGGAGAAAAUUAAACAAGAUGAGUUUUCGAUGUUGAAGCAUUAGCUGGUGGGCUCGCGCGUGCACCACAAGAAUCAAAGCAAAGUGGUCCGUAGGCUAUAACUUCAGAACCAAGACUGUUCGUCCGGCUGCUAGUUCUCCGGAUUAUUUAUUUGAUGACACACCGUUUUGUAAUCUUUGUUUUGAACCCCCGUUUGCAUAAUGAUUCCACGCCACUUUGCUGGAACAGAAACGGACAAAGAGGGGGCUGCACUAUUCUGGAUCGACUGAGCGGACACGAUGUGGAUUUCAUGAGCGGUCUGCAGCAGAUUGACAUCUGUGCCAGAAACUUCCCAGCUGCAAAUUUCAGAUAAUUGCUUAUUUUCGGGAAAUAAUGUUGAGCAGAAGGCAAUGGACAUACGUCACGGCGAUUAGCUAUCUUAUUUUAGAAAUAUUAAUUCGCAAUGUUAAAGGUCUCAACGUUUGUACUAGCGGCAGUGCGACCUCCUGCGAGGAAUGUCUGCUUAUCCACCCGAGCUGCGCGUGGUGCGCGCAAGAGGAAUUCGGGAGUCCUCGGACUCUGACGUCCCGCUGCGAUCUGCAGCAGAACCUGCAGAAGAGGGGCUGCGAGGCCCCGUUCAUCGAAAGCCCCAGGAGCAACUCCUCCGUCCUGGAGAACGUCCCGCUGAGUUCCAAAGGGUCCGGGCCAACCCAGUACGACGUCAUCCAGAUAGCGCCCCAGAAGGUCUCGCUGAGUCUCCGGCCCGGUGACCCGGCGUGGUUCGAGGUGCAGGUGCGGCAGGUGGAGGACUACCCCGUGGACCUGUACUACCUGAUGGACCUGUCGCUGUCCAUGAAGGACGACCUGGACACCAUCCGCAACCUGGGCACCAAGCUGGCGGAGGAGAUGAAGAAGCUGACCAGCAACUUCCGCCUGGGCUUCGGCUCCUUCGUGGACAAGAACAUGUCGCCCUUCUCCUACACCGCGCCCAAGUACCAGAACAACCCCUGCAACGGGUAUAAGCUGUUCCCGAACUGUGUCCCCUCCUUCGGUUUCCGCCACCUCCUCUCUCUGACGGACAAGGUGGACCGCUUCAAUAAGGAGGUGCAGAAGCAGAUGGUGUCCCGCAACAGGGACGCCCCGGAGGGGGGCUUCGACGCCAUCCUGCAGGCGGCCGUGUGCAAGGAAAGGAUCGGCUGGAGGAAGGAGGCCUUCCACCUGCUGGUGUUCGCCACGGACGACGUCCCGCACCUGGCGCUGGACGGGAAGCUCGGCGGGCUGGUGGAGCCGCACGACGGCCAGUGCCACCUCAACGAGAAGAGCGAGUACAGCGCCUCCACCAGGAUGGACUAUCCCUCUCUGGCCCUGCUGGGGGAGAAGCUGGCUGAGAACAACAUCUAUCUCAUCUUCGCCGUGACCAAGAAGCUCUAUGUUAUUUACAAGAACUUCACUGCUCUGAUACCUGGUACCACGGUGGAGAUUUUAGACCAGGACUCCAAGAACAUCAUCCAGCUGAUUAUCAAUGCCUAUAAUAACAUCCGGUCCAAAGUGGAGCUGACGGUGUGGGACCACCCCGAGGACAUCAGCCUGUCGUUCACGGCGACCUGCCAGGACGGGCGCCCGCUGGCCGGCCUCCGGAAGUGCGCCGACCUCAAGAUCGGAGACACGGUGUCCUUCAACGUGAGCGUGGAGGCGCGGGGCUGCCCCGCCGCGGACGAGCGGCAGAGCUUCACCAUACGGCCCGUGGGCUUCAAGGACCGGCUGGAGGUGCAGGUGGCGUACCGCUGCGACUGCGGCUGCACGCAGCUGACGCAGCCCAACAGCACGCGCUGCAGCGGGGCGGGCACGCACAGCUGCGGCACCUGCGGCUGCGAGCCGGGCUACCUGGGCACGCGCUGCGAGUGCCAGGAGGGCGAGGCGGGCAGCGUGCAGCUGGCGGCCUGCCGCGAGGCCGAGGGCAAGCAGGUGUGCGGCGGGCGCGGCGAGUGCCGCUGCAACCAGUGCCUCUGCUACGAGUCCGAGUUCGGCAAGAUCUACGGCCGCUUCUGCGAGUGCGACGACUUCUCCUGCGCCCGCCACAAGGGGGUGCUCUGCUCCGGUCACGGGGAGUGCCACUGCGGUGAGUGUAAGUGCCACGCUGGCUACGUGGGGGACAACUGCAACUGCUCGACGGAGACGGCGGCGUGCGUGUCGGGCGACGGGCAGAUGUGCAGCGGGCGUGGCGUCUGCGUCUGCGGCGGCUGCCAGUGCACAGAGCCCGGCGCCUUCGGCGACACUUGCGAGAAGUGCCCCACCUGCCCCGACGCCUGCGGCACCAAGAGGGAGUGCGUGGAAUGCCGGCUCUUUGGCUCCGGGAAACACGACAACCAGACCUGUCAACGCCUGUGCAAGGAUGAGAUCGUCACCGUGGAAACGCUCAAGUCGGAUGACCCGGGCGCGGUCCUGUGUCUGUAUAAGACGGAGAGCGACUGCGUGAUGAAGUUCACGUACUCUGAGCACGCCAGCGGCCAGUCCGUGCUCACCGCCCUGAAGGAGCCAGAGUGUGCGGCGGCUCCAGACGCUCUCACCGUGCUCCUGGCGGUGGUCGGCAGCAUCCUGGCGAUCGGCAUGGCGCUGCUGGCCGUCUGGAAGCUGGUCAUCACCGUCCACGACCGGCGGGAGUUCGCCCGCUUCCAGAGCGCCCGGUCGCGGGCGAGAUACGAGAUGGCAUCCAACCCGCUGUACAAGCAGCCCAUCUCAACCCACGCAGUGGAGACGGUCUUCAGCAUGAACACCAAGUCCUACAACGGAGCGGUCCACUGAUCCCUCAUCGCUGGGGAGGGGGG